Messenger RNA from Insectozyma verbasci, 1755 nucleotides. The record is from the annotation of a GenBank genome assembly. Lineage: Eukaryota; Fungi; Ascomycota; Pichiomycetes; Serinales; Debaryomycetaceae.
AUGUCGUUAGUUCAUAUUAUUGAUGUUGAAAGUGGUAAUUUACAAUCAUUAUCCAAUGCAAUUUUAAAAAUUGAUUCAAAUUAUCAAAUUAAAUUUAUUCAUAAUGAAUCUGAAUUUAUAAAAUAUAAUUCUGAAAUUGAAAAAUUAAUAUUUCCUGGGGUUGGUAAUUUUGGUCAUUUUGUUCAUGAAUUAAAUAAUAGAAAAUUGUCCAAACAUAUAAAAGAAUAUAUAGAAUCUGGUAGAUCAAUAAUGGGUAUUUGUGUUGGAUUACAAUCAUUUUUUAAAAUAUCAGAAGAAUCGGGUAGUCAAGUUCAUGGUUUAGGUUUAUUAGAUUUGGAUUUAUUUAAAUUCAAUCCAAAUGAUGAUAUAUUUAUAGAAAAGGGGAUAAAGAAAUCUGUUCCACAUAUUGGAUGGAAUUCAAUAGAGGAUAUUGUAAUUAAUGGAAAGGUUGAAAAUGAGAAAUCUAUUCAUGGUAUAAAUACUCAAAAUAAAUAUUACUUUGUUCAUUCUUAUGCUGGUAUAAUCAAGAAUUCAGAAAUAGAAUCAAAAAUAAAAGCAUAUGAAUCUAAAGGUUGGAAUUUUGCUAUUGGUAAAUAUGGAUCAGAAAAAUUUGUAGCUGCAAUUUCAAAAGAUAAUUUAGUUGCAACACAAUUUCAUCCUGAAAAAUCUGGAAUUGUUGGAUUAAAAAUAAUAAAGAAUUUCUUAAAUGGUGAAAAAUAUCCAGAAAUUGAUGCUAAAAAUGAAUUGAAAAAGGGAACAGAAUGUACACUUUCUGGUUUAAGUAGAAGAAUAAUUGCUUGUUUAGAUGUUAGAACCAAUGAUGAUGGAGAUUUAGUAGUUACAAAAGGUGAUCAAUAUGAUGUAAGAGAAAAAACAGAUUCAAGUGUUAGAAAUUUAGGUAAACCAAUUGAAUUAGCAACUAAAUAUUAUAAUCAAGGUGCUGAUGAAAUUGUAUUUUUGAAUAUUACAUCAUUUAGAAACUCUCCAAUUAAAGAUUUACCAAUGUUGGAGGUUUUGAAGAAAUCAGCACAAACUAUAUUUGUUCCAUUAACUGUUGGUGGAGGUAUAAAAGAUAUGAUAGAUCCACAAACUGGUAAUUUAGUACCAGCUGUACGAAUUGCGGAUUUAUAUUUUAAAGCAGGUGCAGAUAAAGUAAGUAUUGGAUCAGAUGCAGUAUUAAUAGCUGAAGAAUAUUAUAGAAAUGGGAAAAAGGGAACUGGUAAAUCAUCAAUUGAAACAAUAUCAAAAACUUUUGGGAAUCAAGCAGUUGUUAUUUCAGUUGAUCCAAAGAGAAAAUAUAUAUCUGAUCCAAAUGAAACAACACAACAAGUUAUUAAAAUUGAAAAUCCAGAUGAAUUUGGUCCAAAUGACGAACAAUAUUGUUAUUAUCAAGUUACUUCUCAAGGUGGUAGAAAAAUUCAUGAAUUAGGAGCUUUGGAAUUAUGUAUUGCUUGUGAAGCUCUUGGUGCUGGUGAAAUAUUAUUAAAUUCAAUUGAUUUUGAUGGUUCUAAUAAUGGAUUUAAUUUGCAAUUACUAAAACAAAUAAAAACAAAUGUGGGUAUUCCAGUUAUUGCAUCUAGUGGUGCUGGUAAUCCAAAACAUUUUGAAGAUGUAUUUAAACAAGAUUUUAAUAUUGAUGCUGCUUUAGGUGCUGGUAUGUUUCAUAGACAAGAAUAUACUGUUAAUGAUGUUAAGAAAUAUUUACAAGAUAAUAGUAGAAUGGAUGUAAGAUUGAGUGAAGAUAUAGAAUUAUAG